GGAUCUGGAGCCGGGUGAGGAGUGGCAUCGGGAGGUUGUAGGGUAGGAAAGCAAAGGAGAGGUCAGGGUAUUACUGGCCAGAUUGGGGUCCGGUUUCAGAAAGAAGGGAGGAGCCUGGGGGCGGGGCCUGGGAAGAGACCCUCACCUCACGCAUCCACCACCCAGGAGCAGGUCCUAGACCCUCUCUUCGUCUCCCGGCCCAGAUUCCAGCUCCUGCUUCCGGCCCCGAGCCUGUUAAAAGGAGAUAUUCUGAAUGCAGGCUGGGGCAGAAAAUUACUAAGAUCCUGUGGAAGUGUGAGGAUUAUUAAACUGAUCACCAUCUGAUAAGGUGAGACCAAAUCGGGAAUGCUUUCAUAAUGAACGUCAACCAGUCAGUUCCACCUGUGCCACCAUUUGGGCAGCCCCAGCCCAUCUACCCAGGGUAUCAUCAGUCCAGCUACGGUGGGCAGUCAGGGUCCACAGCCCCCGCCAUUCCCUAUGGAGCCUACAAUGGCCCAGUACCAGGCUAUCAGCAAACACCUCCCCAAGGUAUGUCAAGAGCCCCACCUUCCUCGGGGGCACCUCCAGCCUCAACAGCACAGGCUCCUUGUGGCCAGGCUGCAUAUGGCCAGUUUGGCCAAGGAGAUGUACAGAAUGGGCCAAGCUCCACUGUUCAGAUGCAAAGGCUGCCUGGGUCUCAGCCAUUUGGGUCCCCAUUGGCCCCUGUGGGCAACCAGCCAGCUGUGCUUCAGCCCUAUGGCCCUCCCCUGACAAGUGCACAGGUGACUACCCAGCUGUCUGGAAUGCAGAUCAGCGGUGCUGUGGCCCCAGCCCCUCCUUCUUCAGGGCUGGGCUAUGGCCCACCAACAUCUCUGGCUUCAGCCUCAGGAAGUUUCCCUAACUCUGGUCUAUAUGGCUCCUAUCCUCAGGGCCAGGCUCCUCCCCUUAGCCAGGCCCAAGGUCAUCCUGGGAUCCAGACUCCCCAGCGAUCUGCCCCAUCACAGGCCUCCAGCUUCACACCCACAGCUUCAGGGGGUCCUCGGCUGCCUUCGAUGACUGGUCCACUCCUGCCUGGACAGAGUUUUGGAGGGCCCUCAGUAAGCCAGCCCAACCAUGUGUCUUCACCUCCUCCUCAAGCUCUGCCCCCUGGCACCCAGAUGACUGGGCCCCUGGGACCACUGCCACCUAUGCACUCCCCACAGCAGCCAGGCUAUCAGCCCCAACAAAAUGGUUCCUUCGGACCAGCCCGGGGCCCUCAGCCUAAUUAUGGAAGCCCCUACCCAGCAGCACCCACCUUUGGCAGUCAGCCUGGGCCUCCUCAGCCACUGCCUCCUAAGCGCCUGGACCCUGAUGCCAUCCCAAGCCCUAUUCAGGUCAUUGAAGAUGACAGGAACAACCGGGGUACAGAGCCAUUUGUUACUGGAGUACGGGGCCAAGUGCCACCCUUAGUCACUACCAACUUCCUGGUGAAAGACCAAGGGAAUGCAAGUCCCCGAUACAUCCGAUGUACAUCCUAUAAUAUCCCUUGCACAUCUGACAUGGCUAAGCAGGCUCAGGUGCCCCUGGCAGCAGUCAUCAAACCGCUGGCAAGGCUGCCCCCAGAGGAGGCUUCACCAUAUGUUGUGGACCAUGGGGAAUCUGGUCCUUUGCGCUGCAACCGCUGCAAAGCAUACAUGUGUCCCUUCAUGCAGUUCAUUGAAGGAGGGAGGCGUUUCCAGUGCUGUUUUUGCAGCUGUAUCAAUGAUGUUCCCCCCCAGUAUUUUCAGCACCUGGAUCAUACCGGCAAACGUGUGGAUGCUUAUGACCGCCCUGAGCUAUCCCUGGGCUCUUAUGAAUUCUUGGCCACUGUAGAUUACUGCAAGAACAAUAAGUUCCCCAGCCCUCCUGCCUUUAUCUUCAUGAUUGACGUCUCCUACAAUGCCAUCAGGACUGGUCUUGUUAGGCUCCUCUGUGAGGAGCUCAAGUCACUGUUAGACUUUCUACCUAGGGAGGGUGGGGCAGAAGAGUCAGCAAUCCGCGUUGGCUUUGUCACCUACAAUAAGGUGCUCCACUUCUAUAAUGUGAAGAACUCAUUGGCCCAGCCACAGAUGAUGGUUGUGUCUGAUGUGGCUGACAUGUUUGUGCCACUGCUGGAUGGCUUCCUGGUCAACGUCAAUGAGUCUCGGGCAGUUAUCACCAGCUUAUUGGAUCAGAUUCCAGAAAUGUUUGCAGACACAAGGGAAACAGAGACAGUAUUUGUCCCAGUUGUCCAGGCUGGGAUGGAGGCUCUGAAGGCUGCUGAGUGUGCAGGGAAGCUCUUUCUAUUCCAUACAUCCCUGCCCAUUGCCGAGGCCCCAGGGAAACUGAAGAACAGAGAUGACAGGAAGCUGAUCAAUACAGACAAGGAGAAGACUCUGUUCCAGCCUCAGACAGGUGCCUAUCAGACCCUGGCCAAAGAGUGUGUGGCCCAAGGCUGCUGUGUAGAUCUCUUUCUCUUCCCUAACCAGUACGUGGAUGUGGCCACGCUCUCUGUUGUGCCCCAGCUCACCGGAGGCUCUGUCUACAAAUAUGCUUCCUUUCAGGUGGAGAAUGACCAGGAGCGGUUCCUGAGUGACCUGCGUCGUGAUGUCCAGAAGAUUGUUGGCUUUGAUGCUGUGAUGCGGGUCCGGACAAGCACUGGUAUCCGUGCUGUAGAUUUCUUUGGAGCUUUCUACAUGAGCAACACCACAGAUGUGGAGCUGGCUGGGCUAGAUGGGGACAAAACAGUGACUGUGGAGUUCAAGCAUGAUGAUCGGCUCAAUGAAGAGAGUGGAGCCCUCCUGCAGUGUGCCCUGCUUUACACCAGCUGUGCAGGGCAGCGUCGGCUCCGCAUCCAUAAUCUGGCCCUGAACUGCUGCACCCAGCUGGCUGAUCUGUAUCGAAACUGUGAGACUGACACGCUCAUCAACUACAUGGCCAAGUUUGCAUAUCGGGGAGUCCUGAAUAGCCCUGUGAAGGCUGUUCGUGACACUCUCAUCACCCAGUGUGCCCAGAUCCUGGCCUGUUACAGAAAGAACUGUGCUAGCCCCUCCUCUGCAGGACAGUUGAUCCUUCCUGAGUGCAUGAAGCUACUCCCAGUUUACCUGAACUGUGUGUUGAAGAGUGAUGUCCUGCAGCCUGGAGCUGAAGUCAUUACUGAUGACCGUGCCUAUAUCCGACAGCUAGUUACCUCCAUGGAUGUGGCUGAGACCAAUGUCUUCUUCUACCCUCGGCUCUUACCUUUGACAAAGUCUCCCAUUGAGAGUACCACCGAACCACCAGCAGUUCGAGCCUCUGAAGAGCGUCUGAGCAAUGGGGAUAUAUAUUUACUGGAGAAUGGGCUCAACCUCUUCCUCUGGGUGGGAGCAAGCGUCCAACAGGGUGUUGUCCAGAGCCUUUUCAGUGUCUCCUCCUUCAGUCAGAUCACCAGUGGCUUGAGUGUUCUGCCAGUUCUGGAUAAUCCACUGUCCAAGAAGGUUCGAGGCCUCAUUGAUAGCUUACGGGCACAGAGAUCCCGGUACAUGAAGCUUACCGUGGUAAAACAGGAGGACAAGCUGGAGAUGCUGUUCAAGCACUUCCUGGUGGAAGACAAGAGUCUGAGUGGGGGAGCAUCUUAUGUGGACUUUCUCUGUCAUAUGCACAAGGAGAUUCGGCAGCUACUGAGCUAAAGCAAGUGGGUAAAUGGCAUAAGGCCCAGGCCAGCUUCCAGAAAGCACCCCAGGAUAUCAGAGAAAUUGGGACAGUACCAUAUCUUAUGUAAGCUGACCUCAGUCUCUUUGGGGGGAGGGGGAGAUAUAAGGAGACACCUUCUUUCUGGGCUCAAGUAUCCUGCCACUCUGUCAUGUCCUGCUGAUGGAAGGUGCCCCUGUUCCCUCACUCUACCCUCUUUUUCCUGCUAAUCCUGUCAUAAUGAAUGUAGUUUCUCAGUUCACUGUAUAUGAUUCGGUAUUGGGGGUUUGGAGGCACCCAGACCCUGGCAAUAUUAUGUAUCUCUUUGGACCAGUCUCCCAAGAGGAGAGGGGCAGGCAGGAAAGAGUGGGGAUCCUAAGGUUACUACAGGGGGCUCAGUGUCAUCCACAACUUCCUAUAUUAGGGAUAAAACAUACAGGUGCACAAGAGCUGGGGUAUAGCCCAUAGGUGGUGGAGAGAAAAGUGGUCAGUCCUUCUUGGGCCUGGAGGUUAGCAGUCAAGUUUCUCAGCUUUCACUGCUCUCUCGCUCUCUCCUGCAAUGAUUGAUGAUCACUCCGUGGAUAGAGAGGCACACUGUCAGAGAUGACCUGGGAACUGAGUUGCAAAAUAUAUUAAGAUCUGGGAGAGGUACUAGCCUCCUUUCCAGCUGGAGAGGCCCCAACAUUGGAUGGUUCUGUAGGGAGCCUAGGGAGCCUGGUCAUCAACUUGCAAUACCUCACAGAGCCAGUUCACAUCCCACUCUGAGCUCCCACGAGAAACACUGCUUCUCCAGGCCCGGGGUUGUUGGGGAGAGAGGCAGAGUCAGCUGGAGCGCCGUUCUCUCCUGCCGGGACACUGCUUGGGCUUUGGUAUUGACUGAGUGGCUGACAGUUAUCUUCCAACCCCAACUGGCUUGGGGGCAGGACAAGGGCUAGGCUUGAUGGUGGCCAGGCUUGCCUGCUCCCCGCCUGGGAUGCCCCUGCUCUGGACCUCUCAUUUCUCUUCAUUGGUUUAUUUUUCAAUGCAUCUUUAAUUUGUAAAGAAAUAAAAUAAAUUAAGAUAUAA
This is a messenger RNA of Symphalangus syndactylus (siamang), 4710 nucleotides long. It is a transcript of the gene SEC24C, whose product is annotated as SEC24 homolog C, COPII component. NCBI's taxonomy places the organism in Eukaryota, Metazoa, Chordata, Mammalia, Primates, Hylobatidae. Gene Ontology annotation, biological process: endoplasmic reticulum to Golgi vesicle-mediated transport; intracellular protein transport; COPII-coated vesicle cargo loading. The record is from RefSeq and is a predicted model, not a curated record. Gene Ontology annotation, molecular function: SNARE binding; zinc ion binding. Gene Ontology annotation, cellular component: endoplasmic reticulum exit site; COPII vesicle coat.